Molecule: messenger RNA, 2705 nt
Organism: Biomphalaria glabrata
Lineage: Eukaryota; Metazoa; Mollusca; Gastropoda; Planorbidae
Product: beta-1,3-galactosyltransferase 1-like
Exons: 2
Coding region: 776-1885 (369 amino acids)
Cellular component (GO): membrane
Molecular function (GO): hexosyltransferase activity
Source: RefSeq, a predicted model, not a curated record
CGACUUGCAGAAAUAAAAGAAUGAUCUUUUCUUUACUACUCCUUGCGUGUCCAAACUCUUGAGCCAUGAAGAGAAUUAUAUAGAUAGAUAGAUAACUAUACAAUCUUCCAUGUUCAUAUACGCUUUCAGUAGCAGUGUUUUUACCGCGUUGGGUUGAGAGCCUGGUAAGGCUUUAGCAUAAAAGUUCACAUUGAGGUCGUCUUUGUGUUUAUAAAUUUAAAAUACAAUCACAGACAUACCCCGGUCUUUCUCCUCCUCCCCCCUUUUCAACUUGUCCAGAAAAGCGAUAGGAUCAUAGCGUCCUUAUAUCCUUGAUAUUCCGUUGUCGUCAUUGGUUAAUGUUUUCUUAAUUAUAUCAGGAAAAUAUGUCAUUUAGAAUUUAUUACCUUAUUACAUACCUUAUUUUCUUGUUUUAUCAAUGACACUACAUAAAUACUGCAUUUGAUAGUAUUUAAAACCUCUUCUUGGUCUCUAGAAAUCUUGGCCUUAACCGUUUACCACGCAUGGAUGGAUGCCAGCAUUUUUUUGAAAUAUAAUUGAAAUCCUAAACGUAAUUGAGAAUGCUGAGAUGAAUCAGCGACUCGUGUCAUGACUAGGCUAACGCUUCCAGUAACUUUCCAGGCAUUGUUGGGCGUUUUGAUUUAUUAAAAAAGUGGAUCUUUUUCUGAUGGGAGAAUAGGAUACAAAUGAUAAAAUAAGAACGGUUGAUAAAUAUUCUUGAUUCGAAUGUAAUAAGAUUCAUCUGUGGUGGUGUAAAAUAAAGAACAACUUUACUAUGGAUGAGUUUGACGGUGAUAAUGAGUGCUGGAAGUGGUUCACAUUAUUAAGGAAUUCAAUGAAUUACAAGCAAAAUAAAUUUAAGGAAAUUGUACAUCGUAUUACCAUCAGAAAUAGUUUUACUAUUGUUCUCUUGGUGCAGCUAGUGAUUUUAAUGACUUGGGGUCUCUACCCUGUCACUAAGCCAAAGGAACGAACAGACGCUUUGCUUUAUCUCUCGACAGACGACCCCAGACUACUCUUGUUGAAUUCGCUGGCAGAGCGAGAAACUGGAUAUGACUACAUCAAUAAACAUUAUGAGAACCUCCGAAUCGUGUUUCAACAAAUGGACAGUAUCAUCAAAGAAGAUAAAAAGUCGAUUCUAUCAUUCAUAGCCCAGCCGAUUAUAAACAAUCACAGCUUCAGCUAUCUCCACAACCCUGACAAAACGUGUGUGAAUGCUAAGACGGAGAUUUUAAUUGUGGUGCCCUCUGCGCCUGGAAAUUUUGAGAACCGCUUAAAUAUAAGAUAUAGCGAUUACAUCAAUUUUACCAGAAAUGCAGAGAACAAAGCGAGACUCUUGUUUUUCCUGGGACAGACAAAGUCCGAUGAAAUGCAAAGCAAGAUAGACGGGGAAUCGGCUGCGUAUGAAGAUAUCGUGCAGGAGUCCUUCGAAGACGUCUACCAGAAUAUUCGAUACAAAGCAGUAUCGAUGCUAAAGUGGGCCAACACGUUUUGCCCCCAGGCUCAGUACGUCAUACGAAGCGACGAUGACGUCCUGGUAAAUCUGAGCGCGGUCACGGGGUCUCUCAAAGCUACUCACAAAAACUUUUCGAACUUCAUCCUAGGGCGCGUGCGCUUUCACGACGCCCCGACGAGGAAUAAAAAAGAGAAGUAUUACUUAUCCGAACAGGAAUACCCGGAAAGGUGGUUCCCGCCGUUCGCGCUAGGUGGACUCCUGGGUUAUCCGAUGUUGACUGUGAAACUCUUGUAUCAGGCGGCACUUCGAGAAAAGCCUAUAUGGUUAGACGAUGUCUUUAUUACUGGCAUUUGUGCCCCUAAAGUAGGAGUUAGACUUAUAAACGAGAGCUCUUUUGCAUUCAUGCACAAAGGAAAAUGGGCGCAUUAAAAAUUGACUAUUUUAAGUUUCCCCAUUACGUCCCAUGCAAAACAAAAACCCAGCCAGAUUGAUAUUGAGUUAUAUUAGUUAUAUGUCACAAGCCAAAAAGCCAAAUGCUAUUGCACUGACAUGGAUAUUAUUCGUUAAAAUAGAAAUAAAAUUCACCAAAUUCUCUUUAAUUCAGUAUUGUCUACCGCCUGCUAAGCAAAAGGAUCAACCACAAAUCUUUUAGCAGACACAGGCAAUGCUGCAAUGCUCCAGACCAACACGAGUCCUGAGUGCAAUCGGAUUUCCAUUUUAAAUGAGAUUGUGUUCAUUUUCAAUGAUGCGUCAACUGAAGCUGAAACAUUGUCUGACCGGAAAUAUGCAAGACUCAAAAGAUGAUUAUAAAUCGUAUAAUAUCACAAUAGAGUACAUAGGGCUUUUAUUCAACUCCACUGUGGCAGUGGCUUAAACUCCGAGUUUGUAUUUCAAACUACGUUCUUGUUUGUGUUUUUUUCGUAUCUUCCAUACGUUCUGAGAUAGUGACUCUGCGGAGAUACUAUUUAUUGCAGAAUAAAUAUUGAUAUUAAUUAUACCAACUACAAAGACUACUUUACUUUCAGCGCUUCCAAUAACAGUAUUUGAAUUCAAGAAAAAAAAAUCGUUAUCCCAGAGUUUACAUUUUUCAUGACAAGAUACAAUACUCUCAAAAUUUAUUAUGGAUCAACCUAUUUAUUAUAUUUAUUUAGUUCUUUACUUUUAAUUUUACAAUCCUGACAGCGAGAAAAAGUUUUAAACUAUCAUCAGUUAAACUUGUAUUCUUUAUUGACUUUUUCAAUUAUGAUCU